Camellia sinensis is the source of this 1074-nucleotide messenger RNA. The record is from RefSeq and is a predicted model, not a curated record. NCBI's taxonomy places the organism in Eukaryota, Viridiplantae, Streptophyta, Magnoliopsida, Ericales, Theaceae.
AUGGAACAGAUGCUUGUGGCAUUGACUGAAGCUAUGAUGCAACAACAAAGACAACAACCUUUGCUCCCUCCGCCUCUGUCGGUACAAGCCAAAACAGAUAAUAAUGAUGUUAUCAACCUGACAUACAAAUUCAUGAAGAUCAAACCGCCAACAUUCUUUGGUGGAAUUGAAUCAUUGAAAGCAGAGACAUGGUUGUUUGAGAUGGAAAAACUGUUUGAGGUAUUUCCCUGUACCGAGACUCAGAAGGUUUUAUUGGCCACCUAUACUCUUAAAGACGAAGCUCGGAGAUGGUGGUUACUGAUUCGGAAUACCAAUGGAAAUAUGAUGUGGGCUCGAUUUAAUGAGAUCUUUUAUGAAAAGUAUUUUCCUCAAUGUUUUCGGAACCGAAAAAUGUUUGAAUUCCAAGAGCUCAAGCAAGGCAGAAUGUCUGUAGCCGAGUACGAGGCAAAGUUCACUGAAUUAGCCAGAUUUGCUCCUCAUGUGGUGGACACAGACUACAAGAAAGCCCGCAAAUUUGAUAAAGGAUUGGACUUAGACAUAUUUGAUCAAGUUGGUGUACUAAAGUUGCCAACGUAUGUGCAAGUUCUUGAUAGAUCCUUAAUGACAGAAGCCACACUAGCCGCCAUGAGACAAAAUAAGGCCCCAACAACAACAACAACUGAUUGGAGAGGAAAAAGGUCUGGGUAUGGUUUCAGAAAAUGCCGUUUUCAGAGGGGUGUAUGCUACCGAGCAUCCGGUGCUUGUUUCCGAUAUGGAAGGACAGGCCAUGUAGUGAAAGAUUGCCCACUUGGGUUUGAGAAUGCCAGCCAUCCUAUGGUGAGUUUAGGUGCGUCUGCUUCUAUAGUCAAAACAAAUGCAAAAGCUAAUGCUGAGAAAGAACCUCUGAGACAAGGUCGAGUGUUUGCCUUAGUGCCUGGUGACCUACAGAACGCUGAAACUGUGGUGUCAGGAAAAGCUAAUACUAUAGCUAACGCCCUGAGCCGAAAGUCGAUUGGAAAUUUGUCAUGUUUGCUUUCCAGUCAAAAAGAAUUACUAGAUGACCUGGAAAAGAAUGAGAUUGAAAUUGUUUUGUGA